CCUGGCUGUUUUUCUUUGUCCCGGCGCGUUUCCCGUUCCGGCAGCUGGAGGUUAGUAAACUAACAUGAUGGAGGGGAACGGAACGGCGGUGCCUGGUCCUCUUAAUGGCGCGUUUUCCUUCAGAACGAACCCGGACGGAACUGUAAACAAGAGCACCGUGCUGUGCGUGUUCUGCAACAAGGAGUUCUCCUUCCACAGGAGCACCUCCAGCCUGAAAUACCACCUCAACGCUAAGCACUUCAUUGUGAAGCAGGAGGUCCAGGAUUACACCGCGCAUUAUGCUACAGCUAACAGCCAGGCUCGCCUCGAGCUCAGUCAAAACACGCUGGACCAGACCUCCACGCGCAGGCGGAGCAGGUACACCAGCGACCAGCUGACAAACUGCAUCGCUAAAUGGAUAGCUAUGGACUGCAGGCCGGUGUCAGUGGUGGAGGACAGAGGGCUGGCCGAGGUUUUACAGGUCGCAUCGACUAAAGCAGAUUAUAGGCCUCCAUCAAGGAGCACAAUAGUGUCUAAAAUCCAGCAACUUUAUGACACAGAAAAGACCACACAGCUGGUGGUAGUGGCUGGUGCUGAGUACACUGCUCUGAUAGGGGAUCAGUGGACAUCAGCCAGCAAUCACACUCACCUCGGUGUGACUGCACACUUCAUUGACAGUGAAUGGAACCGUCAGGCUGUUGUAUUAACCGUGAGAGAAACCGUGGUGGAUGCGUGCACAGACGUGUUUUUGUCUGUGGCUGAGGAAUGGGGAGUGCAGCACAUCACCACGGUCUGCACAGACGGAUCCCUAAACAUGCACGACUCUAUGGAUGCUGCAUCAAAAAGACUCCCACGAUACGAGCAUCUACCCUGUACAGCUCACAUGCUGCACAGAAGCAUCACCGCCUGCCUGGCAGACAGUGGGUUUAGUGAUCCACUGCUGAAGUGCCGUAGAAUAGUGCACCACUUCAAACACAGCCCUGCAAACACAGAGGAGCUCCAACAGCACCAAGCACAGCUCUGGCAGCAGAAAGAGCAUCUAAUCCAGGAUGUUCCCACAAGGUGGAACUCCACACUUGCUAUGAUUUCCUGUCUGCUGAAAAAUCAGGACGCUAUCAUCGCUACCCUGAACCAGCAGAAGCACAAGCUGGACAUGCUGACUGCAUCUGACUGGGACAAACUCAAGAGGCUAGAGACCCUGCUAGAACCAUGCAGAUAUGUGACUGAGCUUCUGGGAGGUGAGACUUAUGUCUCCUGUUCGGUGGUGCUGCCUGCUCUCUGCCACCUGUACCGCACUAUGGAAGCCUCUCAGGAGGACCCAGCCUUUGUGGAGCGGUUUAAGACUGCAUUUAAGAAAGACCUUUCAGAACAACAAACGAACAUCAACAACAGAUGGCUCAGGAUAGCUUCAGCACUUGACCCACGAUUCAAGGACUUAAAGUUCCUGCCCAAAGGAGAAAGAGAAGAGGUGUGGACCAGACUUGAGGUGCUGCUGCAAGAAGAGUCCAGCAGAACUAACCUAAAGCAAGAAGAGCCAGCAAAGAAAAGGAGCCUCCUGCUCCUAGCCUCAGACUCCGAUUCAGAUGACGAUAUGAUGGGACUGAAUGGGCCUUUAAACCGCUACAAAGCAGAGCCUAACAUCUGCAUGGAAGCAUGCCCGUUGCAGUGGUGGUCAACUCAUGCCGGGGCCCAUCAAGAGCUGUCUGUCCUGGCCCGCAAAUAUCUGGCCUCCCCUGCCACCUCUGUUCCCUGUGAGAGACUUUUUUCAGUUAAAGGUAGCACAGUCCAGAAGAAGAGAGAGGCACUGGACUCUGAGAAUGUAGAUCAGAUUUACUGUCUCAGUAACUGGUUAAGAGAUGAGUAAGAAAUAAGAUAAUUAAGAAACUGUUGAUUAUUUAACAUUUUAUAAUCUUUUUUUAAUGGUUUAUGUUUAAUAGAAUUCAAAUGUUUAGUUGAAGGGAGUGUUAAAAUAUUGUUCCAUUGAGGUUAGAAUUGUGGUCUGAAAUAAAGAGAUGUGGAAUUUUAAUUCUAUGCCAGUUAUUUAUUUAUUGAUAUGCUCCUCUGCUAAAAUAAAUUAAAAUUUAAACAUUUAAUUAAUAUUUUAUUUAUUUAAUAUUUGUCUCACUGUUUGGAUACACAUUUGAAGGUUUAAGGUCAUCACAUAGAGAACAUCAUGUAGAGCUUUUGAAACAUGUCUGGUAUAAAGUAACUCCAACAAAUCCCUAAUUGUGGUUUUAGCCUAUUGUUUUUUUUUUCUU
Molecule: messenger RNA, 2237 nt
Organism: Astyanax mexicanus (Mexican tetra)
Lineage: Eukaryota; Metazoa; Chordata; Actinopteri; Characiformes; Acestrorhamphidae
Product: E3 SUMO-protein ligase ZBED1
Exons: 2
Coding region: 65-1843 (592 amino acids)
Molecular function (GO): protein dimerization activity; DNA binding
Source: RefSeq, a predicted model, not a curated record